This is a messenger RNA of Penicillium egyptiacum, 3786 nucleotides long. NCBI's taxonomy places the organism in Eukaryota, Fungi, Ascomycota, Eurotiomycetes, Eurotiales, Aspergillaceae. The record is from the annotation of a GenBank genome assembly.
AUGGGUCAGUCACGACGCCCUGUUGGCGGAGAAAAGAAGAGCCGCUUUGGGCGCUCCAAAGCAGUCGCAGAUGUUGGCGAUGGCCGGCAAGCGGGGGGAAGGCCGCAGGUUAGGAAGGCCGCCUUCGAGAGCACCAAGAAGAAGGAGGUCGGCGUGUCAGAUCUUACACUGCUCAGCAAGAUCUCCAACGAGGCUAUCAACGACAAUCUGAAGCUCCGAUUCGAGCAUAACGAGAUUUAUACUUACAUUGGCCAUGUGUUGGUCUCAGUGAAUCCUUUCCGAGACUUGGGUAUCUACACAGAUACUGUCCUCGAUUCGUAUCGCGGCAAGAACCGGCUCGAAGUCCCUCCCCACGUAUUCGGAGUCGCCGAGUCUGCAUACUAUAACAUGAAAUCUUACAAGGACAACCAGUGUGUCAUCAUUUCUGGAGAGUCUGGUGCAGGAAAGACCGAGGCCGCGAAGCGCAUCAUGCAAUACAUUGCCAGUGUCUCUGGCGGUGGCGAUUCGUCUAUUCAGGAGACGAAAGACAUGGUAUUGGCCACAAACCCGUUGCUGGAGUCAUUCGGUAAUGCGAAGACGCUGCGCAACAACAACUCGUCACGAUUCGGAAAGUACCUAGAGUUGGAGUUCAAUGCCAACGGUGAGCCGGUGGGAGCCAACAUUACGAAUUAUCUGCUGGAGAAGUCUCGAGUGGUGGGACAAAUUACGAACGAGCGAAACUUCCACAUAUUCUACCAACUCACAAAGGGUGCCCCACAGAAGUACCGUGACAGCUUCGGUCUUCAGCAACCUCAGUCUUACCUUUAUACGAGCCGUUCUAAGUGUUUCGAUGUGCCGGGCAUUGACGAUGUCGCCGAGUUCAAGGAUACACUGGAUGCAAUGAGGGUAAUUGGAAUGAGCGAUGCCGAGCAGGACAACGUAUUCCGCAUGCUGGCAGCUAUUCUCUGGAUUGGCAACGUUCAGUUCACCGAGGAUGACUCUGGAAAUGCUACUAUUAGCGAUCAGUCAGUCGUUGAUUUCGUCGCCUAUCUGUUGGAGGUCGAUUCUGCUCAAGUGAACAAGGCUUUAACUAUUCGUCUGAUGGAGACUGCUCGAGGAGGGCGCAGGGGUUCUGUAUAUGAAGUGCCACUGAACAGGGUCCAAGCUUCAGCCGUUCGGGACGCUUUGGCCAAGGGAAUUUACUUCAAUCUGUUCGAUUGGAUUGUGGAGCGCGUCAACCAGUCACUGACUGCUCGAGGUUCCAUCACCAAUUCCAUUGGUAUCCUGGAUAUUUACGGAUUCGAAAUCUUCGAGAAAAACUCUUUUGAACAGCUCUGUAUUAACUAUGUCAACGAGAAGCUGCAGCAGAUUUUCAUUCAAUUGACUCUCAAGGCAGAACAAGAUGAGUAUGCCCGCGAGCAGAUCAAGUGGACUCCUAUUGAGUACUUUGACAACAAGGUGGUUUGCUCGUUGAUCGAGGACAAGCGCCCCCCUGGUGUUUUUGCCGCUUUGAACGAUGCCUGCGCGACUGCUCACGCUGAUUCAGGCGCGGCCGAUCAGACUUUCGUUGGUAGGCUCAACUUCCUGUCCCAGAACCCCAACUUCGAAGGUCGCCAGGGUCAGUUCAUCAUCAAGCACUACGCCGGUGACGUCGGUUACGCGGUAGAGGGAAUGACGGAUAAGAACAAAGAUCAGCUAUUGAAAGACUUGUUGAACCUCGCCCAAUCUAGCAGCAACGAGUUCGUCCACACGCUGUUCCCCAACCAGGUGAACCAGGACGACAAGCGUCGCCCACCUACUGCCGGUGACAAGAUCAAGGCAUCCGCAAAUGACCUUGUGGCCACGCUCAUGAAGGCGCAACCAUCUUAUAUUCGUACCAUCAAACCCAACGAUAACAAGGCCCCCAAGGAAUACAACGUCGGCAAUGUUCUGCACCAGAUCAAGUACCUGGGUCUCCAGGAGAACGUCCGCAUUCGACGUGCUGGCUUUGCCUACCGUCAGACCUUCGACAAAUUCACCGAGCGAUUCUACCUCUUAUCCCCGAAGACCUCGUAUGCCGGUGACUACACAUGGACCGGUGAUGUGGAAUCUGGCGCGAAGCAGAUCUUGAAGGAUACCCGGAUCCCUCCCGAGGAGUACCAGAUGGGUAUCACAAAGGUCUUUGUGAAGACUCCUGAGACAUUGUUCGCACUAGAAGCUAUGCGAGACAAAUACUGGCACAAUAUGGCCAUCCGCAUCCAGCGUGCUUGGAGAAACUAUCUCCGGUACCGCAUUGAAUGUGCGAUCCGCAUCCAGCGCUUCUGGCGCCGCAUGACCGGUGGCCUCGAACUGAUCAAGGUUCGUGAUCAGGGACACCAAGUGCUCCAGGGUCGCAAGGAACGCCGGAGAAUGAGUCUUCUCGGCUCUCGUCGCUUCCUGGGCGAUUACCUUGGUGUUGGGAAUACCGGUGGCCCUGGUGAAAUGAUCCGCAAUGGUGCAGGCAUCAGCGGUUCAGACAAUGUUGCUUUCUCUUGCCGUGCCGAGCUUUUGGUGUCCAAGUUCGGUCGUUCUAGCAAACCUGUUCCCCGGAUCCUCGUCUUGACGAGUCGUCAUGUCUACAUUGUUGCACAGAGUAUCGAAAACAAUCAGCUUGUUAUUUCAGCGGAACGAACCGUUCCGGUUGGAGCCAUCAAGAGUGUCAGCACUUCGAAUCUCAAGGACGACUGGUUCUCGCUGGUUAUUGGGGCUCAGGAACCCGACCCGCUAAUCAACUGUGUCUUCAAAACCGAAUUCUUUACUCAUCUCACCAAUAUCCUGCGAGGCUCUCUGACUUUGAAGAUUGGAGAAACUAUCGAAUACCAUAAGAAGCCUGGCAAGCUGGCGACUGUCAAGGCAGUCAAAGAUCCGGCUGCUGGAAACGUCGACACCUACAAAAGCAGCACAAUUCACACUAGUGCUGGUGAACCUCCUAACUCUGUCUCAAAACCUACUCCGCGGCCUAAGGCGGUUGCUGCUCGCCCGGUUACAAAGGGCAAGCUACUUCGUCCUGGUGGCCCCGGUGGCGGCCCUUCGAAAUUGUCUCAGGCUGCUCGCAGACCUGUCCCUGCCGCUCAGCCUCUACCCCGGUCUACCCCACAGCCUGCCGCAGUACCGCAACCUGCUGCCCAGCCACGCAUCGUGCCUCAGCCUGUGGUUGCUGCCGCGGCUGUACACUCUCGCAACGAGUCUUAUAGCUCCGUGAGGUCUUCUGGCUCCACGAGGGCUCCUCCACCACCUCCCCCUGCGGCACCUCCUCCAGCCUCAAGGAAGCCUGCAGCAAAGGUCAAGUAUGACUACACCAGCGACCGGGCCAAUGAGCUUUCUAUUAUCAAGGGCGAAAUUGUGGAGAUUGUAUCCAGGGAAGGAAAUGGAUGGUGGCUGUGUAAGAACACAACAACAUUAGCGCAAGGAUGGACCCCCGAAUCCUACCUUGAAGAAGUAGCUGUCGCUCCCACACCCAAGCCCGUUCCACCCCCACCCCCGGUGGCACCCCGCGCAACCCCCAGCCCUAUUCCAAAUGGCGCUGGAGCAGCUGCAGCCGCAAAGACCAAGCCCGCCCCGCCAGCACCCCCGGCCAAGCGUCCCAACAUGGCCGGACGCAAACCCGCGCCCCCGCCCGCUCCGCGAGAUAGCGCCGUGAGCAUGCAGUCGGGCGACUCAUCAGGCGCCAGCGGCCGCGGCACUCCCAACAGCGCCUCAAACGCCAGUCUGGCAGGUGGUUUGGCCGAGGCACUGCGUGCACGACAAAGCGCGAUGCAGGGCAAACACGACGACGACGAUGAGUGGUAG